AUGAUGUACAUUGUUGUUUUCAAUGUUGAAAAUAGUUUGUUUUUCUAUUACUUAAUUUACUGUGAUCACUUUUAUUUAUUUAUUUUUCUCUGUCUGUCUCGUUUUCUACAGACUGACGAAGAAUUGACAAAGUUGAGUGUUAAACUGAAAACUAAUCUUCGUAAUCAACAAAAACUUGCUGAAAAAAUUCAAGAUAUGCAGACAGAAUUAGAAUCCUUACAAAAGAAAAUGAUUAGUGUUGAUGAGAAACUGAGAGAAGUGGAGAAGAAGGCUAGUAUUUCUAUGGACAGUUAUCAAAAACUUCAAGCUCAGAUUGAAGAAAUACAACAACAAUUAAAAAUGAAUCAUACUAAAUUAACUGAAGCAGAGACUAAUUUAACAGAAAUAAAAAAAGCUGAAGUUAUCUCUCAUCGUUUAGUUAAUCAAUUAGAAGGUGAAUUAUCUGAAGCUAAUACAAGUGUACGUCAUUGGGAACGUGAAAUUAGAAACUUAAAAUUACAUCAUAUCGAUGAUGAAGAUGAGGAUGAUGGAGUGAAUAAUACACAAACUGUAGAAUUAUCUCCUUCUGUUCAUCAAAUUAUCAAUAAUACUACAAAUGUACAAGUGAUUGGUGAUUAUGAAAAUUCUCUUCAUCAACAAGAAUCAUCAUCAUCGCCAUCAGCAUUAAGAAUAAUAACACAAAAAUCAGAACAGUUGAUUACUAAUGAAAAGUAUAAAAGUGGUAAAGUUAAAUCUCUUCCUAAAUUUACAGAUGAAGAAUUAAAAGAACUUUCUGUCGAUAAACAUGAAAUGCAACGUCUAGAAGAGCGUAUCUCUAGUAUGUCUCCCAAUAUGGCAGCUAUUGAAGAGUAUCGUCGAAAAGCUCAGAAUUAUUUAACACGUGUCAGUGAAUUGAAUCAUAUCACCAGUAUAAUGGGUGAACAACGUCAACAUCUAGAUGAUGCUAAAUCGAAAAGAUUGAGUGAAUUUUUAAACGGUUUUCAUGCGAUUACAAACAAGUUGAAAGAAAUGUAUCAAAUGAUUACACAAGGUGGUGAUGCAGAAUUAGAAUUGAUUGAUUCACUUGAUCCAUUCUCUGAAGGUAUUGUAUUCAGUGUACGUCCCCCAAAAAAAUCAUGGAAAAGUAUUGCAAAUUUAUCAGGUGGUGAAAAAACUUUAUCUAGUUUAGCUUUAGUCUUUGCAUUACAUCAUUAUAAACCAACUCCAUUAUAUGUAAUGGAUGAGAUUGAUGCAGCAUUAGAUUUUAAAAAUGUAUCAAUUAUUGGUAAUUAUUUAAAGGAACGUACAAAAAAUGCUCAAUUCAUUGUUAUCUCAUUAAGAAAUAAUAUGUUUGAAUUAUCUGAUCGUCUAGUUGGUAUUUAUAAGACAUACAAUAUAACAAAGACAAUAACAUUAGAUCCUUCAUCAUUAAUGAAUCAUUUACACAGUUUAGUAAUACGUGUAGCUACUGAACAAGGUUAUAAAGGUGAUUUACCUUCUUUACUACCACAAUCCCAACCGGUGUCACUGCCUCCAGCUUCAUCACAACAACAUACUAGUCAAACUACAAUUCCAGGAACACAAAGAAUAUUGCAAACAGAUAACACUGAAAAUCAUGAAACUAUUGUCUUAGAUUCAUGUGUUGAAGAAACUAUUCUUGUUAAUGGUGAUCAUGAUGAUGAUGAUGAUGAUGAUGAUAUGCAGACGGAAUUAGGAAUGAUCAAAGAUAUUGUUGGCAGUACAGCUAAAUUGUUAUCGAUUUCAAAUAAUAAUGAUGAUACUACUACUCCUACUACUACUGAUAACAAUAAUAGUAAUAAUAAUCCAGCGUCUGUUGUGCAGUACUGA
Heterobilharzia americana is the source of this 1827-nucleotide messenger RNA. Lineage: Eukaryota; Metazoa; Platyhelminthes; Trematoda; Strigeidida; Schistosomatidae. The record is from the annotation of a GenBank genome assembly.